Eriocheir sinensis (Chinese mitten crab) is the source of this 1061-nucleotide messenger RNA. RefSeq names its product eukaryotic translation initiation factor 3 subunit G-like. The record is from RefSeq and is a predicted model, not a curated record. The transcript has 9 exons. Lineage: Eukaryota; Metazoa; Arthropoda; Malacostraca; Decapoda; Varunidae. Gene Ontology annotation, molecular function: RNA binding; translation initiation factor activity. Bases 111 to 989 code for a protein of 292 amino acids. Gene Ontology annotation, cellular component: cytoplasm; eukaryotic translation initiation factor 3 complex.
AUGAAGUGGUGAAUACGAUAAUUUGGCAACGCUGAGCCCAAUCCUCGAGGCAGUGAGUGUCAACACGGGCCCGCCGCCACCACCCGCCCCGCCGCGCUGCCCCCGCCGCCAUGCCGUCCGCGGAUGAGGUCAAGUCCAGUUGGGCUGAUGAAGUGGAGGAGGUCGAAGGAGGUAACCUUCCGCCGCCUGUUGAGAAGAAUGACGGAAGCACCAAGACCAUCACAGAGUACACACUCAAUGAUGAUGGGAAGAAGGUCAAGAUCGUGAGCCACUACAAGAUUGAGAAGCACCGCGUGGCCCGGACCAUUGCCGAGAGGAAGACUUGGAAGAAGUACGGCCUCAGUAAGAAUGACAAGCCUGGCCCCAACCCAGCCACAACCAUCACUGCUGAGGACGUGUUCAUGCAUUUCCUGAGUAACAAGGAGGAGGAAACGAAUGAACAAGAGGAGCUGAAGAAGAAGCUGAUGGAUGCACAGAAGGGUCAGGUCAAGUGUCGGCUGUGUAAGGAGGACCAUUGGACCAAGCAGUGCCCCUACAAGGACAAGCUGGAGCCCCUCCGCUCCUCUCUCCUGGGUGAGGAGAAGCCAGAGGAAGAGGCUGCUCAGCCUGGAGGGCCACCAGUGGACAAGGCCAAGCUUGCUGGAGGCACACAGGGCAAGUACGUCCCUCCUUCCAUGAGGGACGGAGGCUCCAAGAAGGGAGAGUCCAUGAUGUCCUCCAGGGGUCGAGAUGAAACAGCAACAGUGCGUGUGACCAACCUGUCAGAGAACACCAGGGAGCAGGAUCUUCAGGACCUCUUCCGGCCCUUCGGGGACAUCAGCCGCAUCUUCCUGGCCAAGGACAAAAACACUGGCCAGUCCAAGGGAUUUGCCUUCAUCAAUUUCAAGAGGAGAGAAGAUGCUGCCAAGGCCAUCCAGAUCCUCAACGGCUACGGUUAUGACCACUUGAUCCUGAGUGUGGAAUGGGCCAAGCCCUCUGGGACACAGUGAAUGGUGCUAGCUAAGGAUUAAACUAAUUUGUUUGCACCUAUUAGAAAGUUAAAUAUAGCCUUGGUGAAAGUA